CCGUCGUCGACGCUGUCAGCCGACGUCGACGACGUUCUCCGUCGCGUACCCCGCGCGCUACCGCUACCCACUCCGCUCGUAGCCAUAUCUGGACUUAAUUAUUGGGGCUGCCAAUUUCCAACGCGACCAUUUGCAGCCUGAGAGCAACCCCAAUAAUUGGAAAAUGUCCGGAUUUGCGGCGGCGGGCCUCGUGGCCUUCGACUCCAUCAAGUCCAAAGCAUCGCAAAAACUUGCUGGAUUUAGAAGAAGCAAUGCCGGCUACGAGGAAUUCGAGAUGCCCCGCGAGGGUAGCAAAGACAAUAAGGGGUUUGAAGAUGAGAGAGGGUACAGUAGUCAAGCUUCGUUCGAAUCACUUCCGGAACCUGAACGGCCCCCAUUGCGUCAUAUCGAUACUUAUUGCAAACCAGAAUGUCCCUGCCUGUCGAAAAGAUACACCAUUGCCACGUUGGCCUGUAUUGGAUUUAUAAUCUCAUUCGGUAUGAGGUGUAACAUGGGAAUGGCGAAGAUGGCCAUGAAGAAUGCCACCCUUGAUAAUGCCAAUCACACUCUCAGAUUCAACUGGACAGUUGGCACAGAGAGUGCCCUGGACUCGUCGUUUUUCUGGGGUUACCUGGUUACUCAAGUACCAGGAGGAUUCCUUGCGUCGCUGUAUCCUGCGAACAAGAUAUUCGGCGCGGCAAUCGCCAUAUCUUCGUUUUUAAACUUGUUGGUGCCUGGUGCACUGAGCAUUCAUCCAGUCGUCGAUAUGUUUGUACAGGUCAUGAAAGGGUUGAUAGAGGGUGUCACGUAUCCAGCGUGUCACGGUAUUUGGAAAUAUUGGGCACCACCGUUGGAAAGAUCACGCUUGGCGACACUGGCAUUUUGCGGUUCUUACGCUGCUAUGGUGAUAGGAAUGCCGCUCUCAGGCCUUUUGACUUCAACUUUUGGCUGGACAGCGUCCUUUUAUUUCUACGGUAUAUGUGGAUUGGUUUGGUACUGCUUCUGGUUGUGGCUGGCAUUCGAGAAGCCAUCGAAACAUCCCUGUAUCUCUGCACGUGAGUUGCGUUACAUCGAAGAUUCUCUUGGUCAAGGACAAGCACAGAUGCCAAUGCCAACAUUCGCGACGACACCGUGGCGAAAAUUCUUGAAGUCCAUGCCAGUUCACGCUAUUAUCGUUGCCAAUUUCUGCAGAUCCUGGAACUUCUAUCUGCUCGUGCUCUUUCAAGCUCGUUUCAUGCACGAGGCUUUCGGGAUGGCUUUAGUCGAAACUGGUGUAAUUGGUUCGUUGCCACAUCUGCUGAUGACAAUGAUCGUGCCUUGCGGUGGUUUGUUGGCUGAUCACAUUCGCAAACGUGGAAUAUUGUCGACGACGAACGUCAGGAAGCUGUUCAACUGCGGCGGUUUCGGCAUGGAGGCUUUAUUCUUUUUGGUGGUGGCUCACGCGACUAUGGAGAGGAACGGAACGGCGGCGAUUUUCGCGCUGGCGUUUGGCGUCGCGUGCAGUGGUUUCGCCAUUUCCGGUUUCAACGUGAAUCACUUGGACAUCGCGCCCAGAUACGCCAGUAUUUUGAUGGGAAUGUCGAAUGGUGUCGGAACGAUAGCGGGAUUGCUGGUACCUUUCUUUGUAGACUAUGUCACAGAGAAAAAGGACGCUCAAAGUUGGAGAAACGUGUUUAUUCUAGCAGCGUGCGUGCACAUAUUCGGCGUGACGUUUUAUGGGUUCUUUUGCUCUGGAGAAUUACAACCGUGGGCUGAUCCCAGUUUAGAGGAACAGAAGACAUUCGCAAUGGAUGAAUUUGGACAAGCGAAACCACCGCUUCCGCCACCGCCAAAGACCAUGCAGUCUGAAUUUAUAAAGCAGCCAUCCAUGGGCGAUGGAGCAACCGACGAUUGGAACAAUUACGAUCAACAAGCACCUGCAGAGAGCAUGUACGCUCAACAGCAAGAGAAGCCACCGGUGAUAAGCUACGGAUCGACAGAAACCAACAGUAACAAUCCUUUCCAUUCUACAAAUCCCUUUGCUAGUGAUGUAAACGCGUCUCUGGUACAACCUCCAGCGACGAACGACUACACGUACGACGUAACGCAGCAGAAUCAACAGUGGAAUUAAAUUCAUCGAUCAAGUUGGAGGGACGUAAGGAUAUCUGUUUAAGCUGACUGAUCGUUUAGUCGAUUAUGUUUGUUUAUGACCGCGUAUAACCGCGUCUAGUACUUCAAUGGUAAACGCGGAUGGAUUUCUUGACGAAAGGCUUUCCGUUAUAAAAUCUUUCUGGACAUUUUUUCCUCAAUUAGAUGGGGAAAAUGUUUGCAUCGUUUGGCCAAUUACCUAUCCUGACGACUGACAAAGAAUUCAAUUCUUUCGCUGUGAAAAAGAAAGAGAAAAUCGUGUUUAUAAAAUAAGAAAUCGUCGAACUUUUAGAACUGUUAGAACUGUCUGAAGUAUGAGACUCGAGAAGUGAAAGAAAAUUAAAGCACAAGGAGUAGGGAGAGUUUUCAUAAUUCAGUAAAAGACGAAAGCGUUUAUUUAUAUAUACUCUACGGAAAGUUACUUGAAUCAGUAAUUAGUAGAAUUUCUAUGAAAAAUUGCAAUUUGGUCAUUUUGACCACUCUGGUGUCGAAACGAGUGAAUUAACGAAGUGAAUAAGCGAAGCUUAAAGGCAAGAAGUAGAGUUUCAAAUGAAAGUAGAGGUACGUGACUAACUAUAAGAAAUUGAAGUACUAGAUGCUUAUUAAAGGCAUGUGGAAUAAUUUUUUGAUCUUAAUAUUUGAUAUUGACACAGAAUUGCUUUUGUAUUCUCAAUUGAUUGCGAGAUACAAGGAAAAUAAUCUCUUUUUGCAAUACCUAAGAGUGCAGGGUAUGGUGCUGCAAGUUGAUGCACGCAAAUCGUAACAAACGUAACAAAAUAUUAAUUCGUGAGAAAGGGGCUUCAGACACCUAUCAAAGAAUAUUAAAAGAUAUA
This is a messenger RNA of Frieseomelitta varia, 2939 nucleotides long. It is a transcript of the gene VGlut, whose product is annotated as vesicular glutamate transporter 1. Bases 164 to 2089 code for a protein of 641 amino acids. Gene Ontology annotation, molecular function: L-glutamate transmembrane transporter activity; neurotransmitter transmembrane transporter activity. NCBI's taxonomy places the organism in Eukaryota, Metazoa, Arthropoda, Insecta, Hymenoptera, Apidae. The record is from RefSeq and is a predicted model, not a curated record. Gene Ontology annotation, biological process: monoatomic anion transport; neurotransmitter loading into synaptic vesicle; transmembrane transport. The transcript has 9 exons. Gene Ontology annotation, cellular component: excitatory synapse; synaptic vesicle membrane.